Benincasa hispida (wax gourd) is the source of this 2344-nucleotide messenger RNA. RefSeq lists its product as uncharacterized. Gene Ontology annotation, biological process: transmembrane transport; metal ion transport. NCBI's taxonomy places the organism in Eukaryota, Viridiplantae, Streptophyta, Magnoliopsida, Cucurbitales, Cucurbitaceae. Gene Ontology annotation, cellular component: membrane. Gene Ontology annotation, molecular function: metal ion transmembrane transporter activity. The record is from RefSeq and is a predicted model, not a curated record.
UCCAAUUAACCCCAUUUUGUCCAAAAUCUGAAACACUUUAAUCGCAUGUGACAAUUGCUCAAUGACAAACAAAAUGGAAUUGAAAGAAGUAAGCCGGACGGCGACGAUUGAAGCCUUGCCGCUUACCAGUUACCAGCUCAUGCGUCUCCAUGGAUAACGCUUGCGGCUCCGGUUAGGAGUAGCGGAGCUUCAACGCAUAGCUACAGAAGCAUUUUAUCCACUAACCGUGGAAUCUCAAGCAGUGUUGAAGUUCCUCAUCGCAGUUGUGCAGUUCACCUCUCACUCUCGUCGUGAUCGUUACCUUCGUAUAUUUACUGCUUUAGUUCGACGCAUCGCCUGAAUUUUCCGGAUACAAAUUUAAGGAAAUGAAUGUCCACCAUAGCUCUCAUAGAAAUAGUGUGGAGAAACCAGAAGCCCACAAACCUUUUAACAAGGAUGCCGCACUUGGAUGUGAUCUUUGGACAGAUGGGCUUAUUUGUGCUUUUGAAUAUAUUGGGAGACCAAAAAAAUCAAUUGAUUCAAAAUCCAAAUCCAAGAUGACAGAUAGGCGACAAAUGAAUAGUGAAUUUCCAACCAUGCUGUUGCCUACGACUGAACUGAAUAAUGGCAAUGCCAAUACACACGAGAGGAAAAUAUUAUUCGAACCUACAUCCUCGGAGGAUCUGAAGAGCCCAUGUGGCCAGUUUUGUGAAAGAGAAAAAGUUGAGAGCAAUAGUUGGUUACCUAUAGGAUGGGACAGAAUAUCAGAGCUGGUUCAAACGAUACAAGUAGAUGCGGAAUGGGCCUCAAUGUCAUGUGAUUUUAUGGAUGAAGAAGACGACCUUACAGUUGCAGAUCUUGUAGCACCUUAUUGGAAGCGACCAGCUGGACCUAUAUGGUGGUGCCAUGUCUCUGCAAACCACCCUUCUGUGGAGGCAUGGCUCAGAACUGCUCACUGGUUGCAUCCUGCCAUCAGUUUGGCUUUAAGAGAUGAAAGUCGACUGAUAAGUGACCGCAUGAAGCAUCUUUUCUAUGAGGUUCCAGUAAGGGUGGCUGGAGGACUGCUAUUUGAACUACUUGGACAAUCUGCUGGUGAUCCAUUCAGUGAUGAGGAUGACAUUCCCAUUGUACUUCGUUCUUGGCAAGCUCAGAACUUCCUGAUAACAUCAUUACAUGUUAAAGGAUCAAUAUCAAAUAUAAACAUUUUAGGCAUCACAGAAGUUCAGGAACUUCUGAUAAUAGGAGGUUAUAAUGCACCAAGAACAGUGCAUGAAGUUGUAGCACAUCUAGCUUGCCGUCUUACAAGAUGGGAUGAUAGGUUAUUUCGAAAAUCCAUAUUCGGAGCAGCAGAUGAGAUUGAAUUGAAAUUUAUGGACAGGAGAAACCAUGAAGAUAUGCAUCUUUUCAGUAUAAUCUUGAAUCAAGAAAUCAGAAAAUUAUCAAGACAGGUUAUUAGAGUAAAGUGGUCACUGCAUGCGAGGGAGGAGAUUGUAUAUGAGCUUCUUCAACAUCUACGAGGGUAUGUCACGAAAGGCUUAUUGGAGAGCAUAAGAAAGAGUACUAGGCAAAUGAUUGAAGAGCAAGAAGCAGUUCGUGGUCGUUUAUUCACCAUUCAAGAUGUCAUGCAGAGUAAUGUUCGUGCAUGGUUACAGGAUAAAAGCCUCCGAGUAACUCAUAACUUAGCUGUUUUUGGUGGCUGUGGCCUUGUUCUUUCCAUUAUAACCGGGCUGUUCGGAAUCAACGUAGACGGGAUCCCCGGAGCACAAGAUACACCAUAUGCAUUUGGAAUAUUUACGGCUAUCCUAUUCUUCUUAGGAAUUGCACUGAUGGCAGGGGGCCUGGUUUACCUCGGAUUGAAGAAGCCCAUGGCAGACCAAAUGGUUGAAGUCAGGAAGUUAGAACUGCAAGAGUUGGUUAAAAUGUUUCAGCAUGAGGCAGAAACUCAUGCACAGGUACGAAAAUCUAUUACUCGUAAUAAUAUGCCUCCUACUGCAAGAGAUAUUUUCCCAGCUGAUGCCGAUUAUGUGCUCAUCGAAUGAAGAUGGCGACUCCGUAAAUGGUAAAGAUGGAGCUCAACUUGACAGUGGUAGAUUGUCCAACAACUGCAACUUGACUAUUAGAGAAUGCUCAAGGGUGACAUUAUUUGCUUAUUUCUUGGCUAUAAAGAAGAGGGUAACAGCCCAUGAAAGCUAUUGGUCAGUUGAAGCAUAAAUACAUUAUUAGAGUAUAAGCAUAAAUUUUCUGUAGUAAAUGUAAACAUAAAUAAUCAAAUAUAAUCCAAUGGCUCAUUGUCUCUUUUUCUCUUGAGAAAGUAUGGCACAGGUUUUAUAUUGAUUUAUUGAGACUAGAAUCGUUCUGUUGCUUA